Lontra canadensis (Northern American river otter) is the source of this 649-nucleotide messenger RNA. RefSeq names its product methionine sulfoxide reductase B2 (gene MSRB2). Gene Ontology annotation, cellular component: cytoplasm. Gene Ontology annotation, biological process: response to oxidative stress; protein repair. The record is from RefSeq and is a predicted model, not a curated record. Gene Ontology annotation, molecular function: peptide-methionine (R)-S-oxide reductase activity. The transcript has 5 exons. The coding region runs from base 9 to 551 and encodes 180 amino acids. NCBI's taxonomy places the organism in Eukaryota, Metazoa, Chordata, Mammalia, Carnivora, Mustelidae.
GCGGCGUCAUGGCGUUCUUGCUCCGUGUGCUCUGGGGUUUGCCCUUUCGAGGGGCGCCCCUGCGGGCCGUGAGGGGCCUAGCCGGCACUGGUGGCUCGGGGGCCGAUCCCGAGGACCCAGGUUCUCUCACAAAGCAUGAGCCGUCCCUCAGCAAGGGCGAAUGGCGGAGGAAGCUGACUCCAGAGCAGUUCUAUGUCACUCGAGAGAAAGGGACCGAACCGCCUUUCAGUGGAGCCUAUCUGAAUAACAAGGAGUCAGGAAUGUAUCACUGUGUAUGCUGUGACAGCCCACUCUUCAGUUCCGACCGCAAGUACUGCUCCGGCUCCGGGUGGCCUGCGUUUUCCGAGGCGCACGGGGCGUCUGGCUCUGAUGAAAGGGACGCGAGCAUCCUGAGGCGUGUGGACACCUCGUUAGGAUUAACUCGCACCGAGGUUGUGUGCAAGCAGUGCGAAGCCCACCUUGGCCACGUGUUUCCUGACGGACCUGGGCCUAAUGGUCAGAGGUUUUGCAUCAACAGUGUGGCCCUGAAGUUCAAACCAAGGAGACACUGACCGUCUCCAAGAAUCCCUUUCUGUCACCACUGCUUCAUUUACACCCUCAAUUUUCAGUUUAUGUUGAAUGACUUGUUUUAUUUACUACCAAAGUAGUA